This is a messenger RNA of Racocetra persica, 800 nucleotides long. The record is from the annotation of a GenBank genome assembly. NCBI's taxonomy places the organism in Eukaryota, Fungi, Glomeromycota, Glomeromycetes, Diversisporales, Gigasporaceae.
AUGCGCUCAAGCGUGCCCUACGAACAUUUGGCAACGCAAUGGGUAAUUGUGUGUACAACAAAAAAUAUGCCUCCGAAAUUGUCAAGAUAAAGGUUUCACCGCCACAAUUUAAUGUGGACAAGCUGCAUCGUCAUCCAGAUUUUAUCCAAAAAAACGCUAAAACUGGAGAUACAUCUAAUAAAAGUGUCAAUAACAACAAAAAUUUACAACCUCAGAAUAGUACUUUAACCAAGCAGAAUAAUACUUUAACGAACCAAUCUCAAAAUCAAGGAACCACAUCCAUUUCGAUUAAUCAAAGUUCGAAGAGUACAUCAGAAAUCUUAAAUAAUGCAUCUGCUAUCAUGAUAAAGAGAGAGAGAGCAUUAAAACCCGUAUCGAAUUCGACACCUCCAAGAGAUGGAUCUGUGGGAAAAGAAAAUUAUCCAAUGAAUAAUCCAAUGAAUAACUCAAUGAAUAUGACAACGCCUACAUUGAUGUCAAAUGAUGGACAAAAUACAUCCGAACAUGCGCCAUCAUCCAACACAAACCAAAAAACUGAGCAAAAUGAAGACAACUCUAUGACUUCAACGACAACAAUCGAAGAUGACCAUCUAACUCGAUCGGCAAUUUUGGCGCAAUUCGCAGCAUUAGAUAGUAAAAUGGAUUCUUUCUUUGCGGAAUUCUUAGCCGAUCCUGGAGAUGAUAUUGAUCCCGAUUUAUUACUUGAACAAGAACAAGAACAAUCAUCAUGUCAACUAGUAGCCAAAAAUGGUAGUGGUAUUGAAAUGUCUAAUGAGAAUCUCACCACAAGCUUAAAAGAU